UUUCGAAAAACAUUAAAACACAUGGUUGCGCGGCAGUUGCAUCUCAUCAAAUAUACAAUUGCACGAUAGUACGAUAGUAAGUGCGCAAGACUGUGAGGUAUUUAAAGACAAGAAGUAUCAUUGAACGGUCGAUGUCUUUUACUUUGCAUACUAUAACUCACCGUGUAUUAAAACCUGGUUAUAAAUUAUCCAGGAGUUCAUUUUUAUCAAGAAUACAAAAGGAUAUUGUAACUCCGAAUUCAUUCUAUUCUAUGGAUAGCAACAAUUUGGGACCAGUGCAGCAAACAAUCCAAGAAAAGUUAAAAUCAUUUUAUAAGCCAACAUAUCUUGAAGUUGUUAACGAAAGUUACAAACAUUCUGUACCAAAAGGGUCAGAAUCACAUUUCAAAGUUGUAGUAGUGUCGGACAUUUUUGACGGACAAAGUCACAUACAAAGACACAGAGGAGUUAAUAACCUUCUCAAAGAAGAACUUUCCGGAAAAAUUCACGCCCUUUCUAUUCAAGCAAAGACACCAUCUCAGUGGAAAGCAUCAGAUCAAUUCGUGGACAGCACCCCUCCCUGUUUGGGUGGCUCUAAAGCUGAUAGAAAGUGAUUUUCCGUCACAAAAAUGUCAUCUGAUCCACUGAAAAAGAAGAUAUCCUCCUUAAUUAUAGAGGACCGGGAGACUGAUGUUGUCUGUGCAUCAUUUGAUGACAGAAAUUUAGUUGUGGUCACACAGUACAAAAAACUUGGUACUAUUUUAAGCGUAACCACACAGUCUUUGGUGGAUUUUACAAAAGGUUCAGUUACUUUUGAUGUUAAAAUGUUGAUGGGUAAAGAUGACCCCAUACUGCAUGCUUAUGCCAAAGCAAUUGGGACUGUGGUUCAUGAUUUAAUGAAAGAAAAUAAAAAUUCAAUUUCAUCGGGCAAGCCAUUGCUAUGUACACUUGCUAUUUCCAAUCCAACUCCAACCAACCUUGCAGAGAUAUGUAAUGUUAUAAAACAAUGUAACGUGUUCUAAACUGAGGGUCCCAAUUUUUUGAUACUUUAUUUGGUUGACCCCCCUAAAAUGUUUACAUAAUGCUUAGUAUUGGAACUGCUAAGCGAAAAUAAUGUUAAAAGUCAUAAAUCGCAGAAAAAAAAAGCUAUAGUACAACAAAACUCGCGUUUUUGAAUAAUUUGUAAAAUUACAUUGGUAGCAAUAAUUGAAAAUUACUGUUUUUUCGUUUGCCUUUUUAAAACAGAACUGAAUACAAUGGUGUUAGGUAUUCCACUUGCUAAGUUGCUUCCAGAAAUAUUUAAAACUGUAACAAAACCUAUGGUUAAUGCUCUGAAGAGGAACGUACGAAAAAGUCCCUUUUGGAAGGACAGUGUAUUUAUACCAAUGGCUCAAAGUUAUAAUAAAGCAUCAGUUCGAGUGAGGUUAUGGUCACAAGGAAUCCACAGAAACAAGGAGCAAGUUGAAAGGUCAGCACAUAUGAAUGAUGAAGCUGCACUUGAACUUGGAGCAGAAAUCGUUGCCAACUCUGCCACGUUUAUUGUCGGACUUCUGGCUAUUAUAAUGCAACAAAGUAUCGCCGCGGCAACGGAAAAGAAGAAAGAGAAACAAGAGGAGCAAGAGUUGAUGAAGAUGGAAACCAACAUCCUAGAGCUUCGGAGACAAGUCCUCGAUAUCGGAUUAUCUGUCGAACAGAUAGAUGCAAAGGUCCGAGAAUUAACGAGACAUGUUGUUUCUAUGAAAGGGUACGGAAAAACUGAAGCGAGAAAAUCAAAUGAUCCGGAAAAGGUUUCUCUUAGUAUUAAAACGUAACAGGUUGCAAAAGUUGUGGAUUUUUUAUGCAGCAUUUAGCAAGCACAUGCGUGAAUGUUGCAAUUGUUAUAUUUUAGUUUAAUUUCAGAGCAUUGUUAAAUAGUACAUUUUAAUUAUCGCGAAUUUAUUCUUGUUGUGGCAUCAGCCAGAUUCUUUUCUAAUACACCUUAUUAAAUAACAGCAUUUGAAGUACCUU
Molecule: messenger RNA, 1986 nt
Organism: Ciona intestinalis (vase tunicate)
Lineage: Eukaryota; Metazoa; Chordata; Ascidiacea; Phlebobranchia; Cionidae
Product: optic atrophy 3 protein homolog
Biological process (GO): regulation of lipid metabolic process
Cellular component (GO): mitochondrion
Source: RefSeq, a predicted model, not a curated record